Fonticula alba is the source of this 1573-nucleotide messenger RNA. RefSeq lists its product as hypothetical. The record is from RefSeq and is a predicted model, not a curated record. NCBI's taxonomy places the organism in Eukaryota, Rotosphaerida, Fonticulaceae. The coding region runs from base 75 to 1007 and encodes 310 amino acids. The transcript has a single exon.
GUGCUGUCCACCUCGCCCUCUUUCCUCCCUCCCCCCCUCCCCCGCUCCCCCUCGCCCACCUUUUUUUCCCUGAGAUGUUCCCCUUCCACGCUUCGCCUCUCGCCACCGGCCGCCGUGGCUACGCCACCGCCGCCGGUGCCGCCGCCGGCGCCAAGGACUUCGCCCAGGAGGAGCUCUUCGCCCGGACCCUGCUCGGCAACACCCACAUGUCCCACUACCAGGUUCUCGGCCUGCCGGAGCCGGUGUUCGACCUGAGCCUCAGCUCGGCCGAGGCCGUGGCCUCCGCCAACAAGGCCUCCAGCCGUGAGAUCCGCCACGCCUACUACAAGCUGUCCAUGCGCUUCCACCCGGAUCGCCUGCCGGCCGCGGCCUCCGCCGCCUGGGGCAAGCCCGCGUACACCCGCAUCACCGACUCCUACGCCACCCUGGCCAACCCGGACACCCGCGCCGCCUACGACCAGUCCAUCUUCCGCGAGGCCUCCACCCGCGCCGCGGCCCUGACCUCCUCCCGUGGCCGUCAGUACCAGUUCCACACCUCCUCCGGUGUUAACCCCUCCUUCGCGGCCAACACCAACGCCUCGGCCUUCUCGGACUUCACCCGCCAGAGCUACCGCCCCUUCGACAACUACAACGCCUUCCACCAGGCCUACAAGCACCACCAUGGUGCCGCCUUCGGUCGCUACUCCGCCGACAGCACCUCCCACCAGGGUGACAACCGCUUCGACAUCGGCAACGGCACUGCCGCCCGCAUGGCCGACCGCGCCGCCGAGUAUGCCCGCCACGCUGCCCGCACCACCGGCAGCGCCGCCCGCUUCAUGGACCCGGAGCUGGCCGCCAAGAUCGCCAAGAAGCAGGCCCUCCCUCGCCGCUUCCUCCUCCCCUCCCUGACCGUCAUGGCUACUCUUGGCGUUGUCGGCCUUGCGGCCAUCUACGCCCUCAACGACCGGCCCAGCUCCCUGGAGCUGGACAACCGCCGUUUCCAGAAGACCCGUCGUGCCUUCGACUAAGUACCUCUAGCGCACGCAUGUACCCUGUACACGCAUGCAUAUGUACCACGAGGGGGGCGGGGGAGCAGGAGCGCGCGGCCGACAGCGGCCAUCGACCGGCCACGGGACGACGGGCGGGGCCCACUCCUCCGUCAUGGCAGUAGACAAUCCGACAAGCCAGUGUGACGGCCAGGAUGCGCUGUCCCUGUUGUCCGGGACGGAACAUGGCUUCGCCAAUCGGCGGCCCUGUGUUUGCCGAGCCCGCGCUCCUCGCUGUCCCCUGCCCCCCUCCCCCCUCUCUCCCGCUCGCUCUGUCUGUCCCCUUCCUCCUCGCCUCCCCCCAUGUAUUCGCCAUUUUGGAGGGAGUCCAAAAGGUGUCUUCUCAUGGCCUCACUCACAUAUAUAUAUAUCUACACACACACACACAUCCCUAUAUAUGUAUCCGUCCAGCUGGGCUCGGCCAAUGGUAAAGGGUUAGCAAGGCCGGCGCUCGUCCGCCUUUUUUCCCAUCCACCUCGGUGGGCCUCAUGCAUGUCUCGGCGCUUUUCACCCCCCUCCCCCCUCCUAAAUACACACAUAUCAUACAA